GUCAAUUUUUAAAGUCAUAUUUAAAGCUUGAUUUUCGCUAAUUUUUUUGGUCUAAUUGGCAUAAGUCAAUGACGAUUGUUACUCAAAUUACUGAAGAAAUAAAUAGGGCGUAUGUGGAGUUUUUCCACUUUAAGUUUGGUAGAAAGGGCAUAGCAUAACUUAUGCCUUUUGUAACACUUUAUUGUACCGGUAUAAAAGACUUAAUAUGACUUAUGCCUUUUGUAUCAAUUUAUUGUACAGGUAUAAAAGGCUUAUUAUGACUUACGCCUUUUGUAGCAUAAUUAUCAUAUGUCUAUAAAUAGCAUAAAUCAAGAAUAAAAUGUUUAGUACAAAAUCAUUAUUAGUGAUAUCAACAAUUCUCAUAAUAAUUAUAAUAAUAACAAAACCGAUAAUUACUAUUAUCACUAAUUGUACAAAAAUAGUAUAGAUAAUAUUAUCAUAUUAUUGUCUGUUUUUAAAUAACUUAAUAAUAUUAUGUUUUGAAAAUGUUCAUAUUAUUUACCAGUAACCACGGUAUUGUUGUAUAACUUAUGUAAAAAUGCUGGUGUUUAUCAAACUUUUCGCUCCAAUUUAGUUUAUUAAUUAUUAUAGUUUCCUUUGUAAACAGUAUAAGUACUUGCCUUGUUUUAAUUUUUUAAUUUACACUUAAUUGUUUUUUGUAAAAAAACAAUUAUGAAAAGAAGAACUAUUCAAAUGGUCGAAAUGACCAGUUCAUCAAAGCGUUCUUCACCAGCCACAAAAUAUUAUAAUGAAUCAAGUAAUUUUAACAAGAAAAAAAAACAAACAUCAUCAGAUGAUUCAGACAUGUCAGAUUAUGUAGAUGAUUCAGAUCUUGAUAAAGACUAUAAACCUGAAUCAAGGGAUUGUGAUGCAUCAGAUUUAUCUGGUCAUGAAGAUGAUAUUGAAAAAUUGAUGCAACACUCUUUUAUAAAAAACAUCAUAAAUGAUAAUUCUCCCACAGUUCUUCAACAAGAUGACAUUGAAGAUCCAUCUGGAGGAAAUCUAACAGCCUUAACUACUUUAGAUUUUGAAGAAAGUACAAACGAUGAAAUUCAUGACCUUCUGGAAAAUAAUAUUAUACCACUGAAAAAUAUCACAGUUGUUCAGCAAGAUGGCAUUGAAGCUCCAUCUGGAGGAACUCUAACAGCCUUAACUACUUUAGGUAAGAAUGGUAAUAGGUACAAUUAUACUAUGAAUACCAUAAUGCCAGUGUUGUAA
Messenger RNA from Metopolophium dirhodum (rose-grain aphid), 1218 nucleotides. RefSeq lists its product as uncharacterized. The coding region runs from base 673 to 1218 and encodes 181 amino acids. Lineage: Eukaryota; Metazoa; Arthropoda; Insecta; Hemiptera; Aphididae. The record is from RefSeq and is a predicted model, not a curated record. The transcript has 6 exons.